UUAAUUAAGCUAAUAAAGUGUAACCAUGCAUUUGCCCAAACAACGCGCGCCCGCUCAAAUCCCCUAUUCCUCCUCCGAUCUCUCGCUUUCCUUUCCCCACCACAGAGCCGCGCCUCCGACGCGAUCACCCUAAACUUCUCGAUCUCCUCCUCCUACGCCGCCGCCGCCGCCGCCGACGACGACGACGACGAUGACGUCCGACGCGUCGCCGCAGCCCAUCCAGAGCGCCAAGUCAGCCGUGGAGUCCCUCGCCGCCGUCCUCGGUGCCGCGCUCCCGGGCACCCUCGCCUCGGCCGACGACCCCGCGAACGCGCUCCUCCACGACGCCGGCGUCGCCCGCGCCGUGGUGGGGCGCCUCCGCAGGGAAGGGUCGGGCGCCGGGAACGACGGGCUCUGCCGGUGGCUCUACGACGCGUUCCAGUCGAACCUCCCGGAGAUCCAGCUCGCCGUGCUCCGCUUCGUCCCGGCCCUCGCCGGCGUGUACAUGUCCCGCGCCGUCUCGAGGAAGCCGCUCGCCGGGUUCGAGGCCGUGCUCCUGGCGCUGUACGCGCACGCCGCGGCGCAGCGGGGCUCCGGGGAGGCCGAGACCGUGUCGCUGCCGAACCUGGCCAACCCCAGCGUGUACCACGACGCGAAGGUGCCGCCCAAGACCAAGGCCGCCGAGCUCGACGUCGCCGUGCUCUCCCCCGCUCUGGAGCCCCACGGCACCAUGCGCGCCACGCGCCGCGCCCGGAUUGUCGGCGCCGUGCUGGAGCUCUACCACGGCAAGCUCGCCAUCAUGCCGCUCUCCUCCAAGAUGGAAUUCUGCGAGUUCUGCGUCGCCUGGACCGGGAACCGCAGCAAGCUGGACGACAAGCCGCGCGUCGCGGCUGCCUCCGAGCCUGCCGCCGCCGAGGAGAAGUUGCGGAGGGUGCCAUUGCCAUGGGAGCUGUUCCAGCCGGUGCUGCGGAUCGUGGCACACUGCCUGCUGGGCCCGACGAACUCCGACGAGCUGAAGACGCAGGCCACCCGCGCCGCGGAGUGCAUGUACUGGAGAGCCGCGGAGACCAUGGACGCGCGCUCGGUGCUCGCCACCAGGAGCCUCGUCCGGCUGUCCCAGAUGACGGAGGAGCCGAUCCCUGAGCCGUCCUUCUCCGGCGCCGUCGAGACGAACAUGGCGGAGCUGGAGGCCAUGAGGGCUAACAUCCUUAGCAACAAGAACUGAACUGAACUGAACGCAGUUGAAUUAGUCGUCAGGAUUCAGGAAUUUGAUCAGACACUCACACUGCAACACGAAUUACAAGUUAAGUUACAACGCACACUGCAAGCCUGCAAAAGUUAGCAGUGUUGGCGCUUUUGUUAGUCAGGUACCUAGCACAAGUCUUCUCUCUAAUGUGAGAAAUUGAGAGAUUGAUCAGUAGAUGGUGUACAGGUCUCUUCUCUCUGAUGUGAGAAACCGAGAGAUUGAUCGGUAGAUGUCUAGAUGUUGUGUUAUUGUGUUACUGGCCACAGAAUAUUCAGUCUGGAUGUUUCUUUGAUCACAAAAUAUUCAGUCUGGAUGUUUAACAGACAAGUAUUCAUUUGGUUUCAUGAAUGGAAGUACUAUUGCAUUUUGAUGGA
Messenger RNA from Oryza sativa Japonica Group (Japanese rice), 1599 nucleotides. The record is from RefSeq and is a predicted model, not a curated record. Lineage: Eukaryota; Viridiplantae; Streptophyta; Magnoliopsida; Poales; Poaceae.